Molecule: messenger RNA, 791 nt
Organism: Gossypium raimondii (Peruvian cotton)
Lineage: Eukaryota; Viridiplantae; Streptophyta; Magnoliopsida; Malvales; Malvaceae
Product: calvin cycle protein CP12-3, chloroplastic
Exons: 1
Coding region: 136-546 (136 amino acids)
Biological process (GO): negative regulation of reductive pentose-phosphate cycle
Cellular component (GO): chloroplast
Source: RefSeq, a predicted model, not a curated record
AUAAACCCUCUUUUCCUUCUCUUUCAUCUAUCCUCUUCUUGAACAUGACAAAGACCCCCUAUUCCUUGAUCAAACAACCCCCCACAAACUCCAUUUAACCCAAAAAAAAAGAAGGUUGUAUACCAGACUUCAGGCAUGGCAACUCUAAGGUUUAACUCACUGACAGGGACCCUAGAAAAGAACCCGACAUCAUCUUUUUCUUCAAAUCCAAGGCUGUCUUGGGCUUACUUUCAGUGUAAUAACAAAGGUGAAAGAAGGGCAUCGAGAAUGACAGUCAAAGCAAUGGGAGCAGCCAAAUACAAAGGAACUCAAAUGAGGGAAAAGAAGCUAACUGAGAUGAUUGAGAAAAAAGUUACAGAAGCUAAGCAAGUUUGUGAAGGAGAUGAGACAUCUGAUGAGUGCAAAGUUGCUUGGGACGAGGUCGAAGAGGUAAGUCAAGCUAAGGCUGAUCUUAGGCUUAGACUUGAAAUAGAAAAGAAAGAUCCUUUGGAGUCGUUUUGCCAGGAAAAUCCUGAGACUGAAGAGUGUAAGAUCUAUGAAGAUUGAUGGGAAAAUGAAUAUCAUUUUCUAGAUCUGCCUAUUGUUAUUUAGUGGGAAAAUAGUAAGGAAUUAAGCACCUCUUUAGAACAAUUGAACCUUGUUGUUGGGGAAUUGUCAAUUUGUGGUUUUAGUUAUUAAUCUAAACUGUAUGGCGUGAAUCCUUUAUUGUUUUGUUGUUUUCAAUCAAGCUGAAACUUAUGUUGUAAAAAAACUUUGUUGAUUUUUUAAUUUUAGAUCAUGUAUUGGAUGGA